This is a messenger RNA of Megalops cyprinoides (Indo-Pacific tarpon), 611 nucleotides long. RefSeq names its product CDKN2A interacting protein N-terminal like (gene xtbd1). NCBI's taxonomy places the organism in Eukaryota, Metazoa, Chordata, Actinopteri, Elopiformes, Megalopidae. The record is from RefSeq and is a predicted model, not a curated record. The transcript has 3 exons. Bases 44 to 367 code for a protein of 107 amino acids.
UUUGCAAGCGUGUCUUGCAUUGUUGGGGAGGUAGGUGUCCGAGAUGGCUGACGGUGAUAUUGAAGAGUUCAUUGGACAGAAUCGGAAGUUGGCCGAGUUCAUUGACACAUUUCGGUCCAUCUCGGAGAGUGAAAAACAUUGGAAGUCCAGGAGAGAGUUUAUUUUUAGGAACAUCAGCGACUACGAAGAUCCGCACUUGGACCACCUUCUGGCUUUGUCUAUGGUUUGGGCGAACCACGUCUUCCUCGGUUGUCGGUACAGUCCAACCUUACUGGAGAAAGUGAAGGAGAUGGCCGAUGGAAUUGUGGUACACGAUGCUCCCGUUUUUAAAACAAGAGACGAGAUAGUUAAACAACAGCGUCGGUGACCAGAGCUGGCCAGUAUUCAACCCAAGGAUUCCAAAUGAUGACCAGAUGAUCUUUAUGAACUCUUGACAUUUUCAUUUUUGAGGACAUUUAGUACCAAGUCAUCAUGGAUCCUGUGUUUCAAAAAACCUGGCUUUGUGUCUAAUGCACAAAGGCUGGCAAGGGUUAUCUUUGUAUACCAGCAACAGUAUAUGUCAGCCUCAUUAGGAUCCACAGGUACUGAGGCCACUAUAUUAUGUUUUUUUU